AACCGCUUAUUACACCAGCCUCCACAUUCCUCACUUAAACCUCCUUCGCCAAAACCACACCGCCGCUUUUAGUAAGGAAGGAAGCUCGCGGAGGACAUAUCGCAACGCUUCUUUCCAAGCGGACCUUUGAGGACAACAGGAAGUUAGUUUACCCUGCGGAGAUGGACUUCCUGUCAGGUGGGGACCGGCUACGCUCGGACAGCGUGGCAAGCAGCGCGUCCACGUCAUCGUCGUCGUCCAGAAUGCUUCUCCGCCAGAGGCUGGCUCAACUUCUGAGCCGCAUCGAUGACAUGAGCUCAGAGGAUGAGGCCAGUGAGGAGAUGUCGCGCACGCUGGAUGAUGCCUUUCAGCUAUGCUCACGCUUCGCACCGCCCACCCACACCUUCAGGCUACACAUGGUGACAUGGAACGUGGCCACAGCAGAGCCUCCUGAUGACGUUACUUCGCUGCUGCAGCUCGACAUCCAACCGCCCACUGAUAUCUACGUGAUUGGGCUGCAGGAAGUAUGCGCCACGCCCGUCCGGUUCAUUUCGGACUUGAUCGUCGAGGACUCGUGGAGUCACGUCUUCAUGGAUACCCUGGCGCCACGAAGCUUCGUCAAGGUGACGUCAGUGAGGAUGCAGGGUUUGCUGCUGUUGGUGUUCGCCAAACAGUCGCACCUGCCUUACAUCCGAGACAUCCGCAGCACAUACACCCGCACUGGGAUUUUCGGAUACUGGGGUAACAAAGGGGCGGUGUCGAUGCGAUUCUCCUUCUACGGCCACAAGGUGUGCUUUGUCAACUGUCACCUGGCCGCGCACAUGGGCAACGCCCUGCAGCGUGUCGACGAGUUCGAGCACAUCCUGGAAACACAGGAGUUUGACACGGCAGACGCCCGCCGAGUGCUGGACCACAAGCUGGUGUUCUGGUUUGGAGACUUGAACUUCCGCAUCGCCGACCACGGCCUGCACUUCCUGCGCUCGUCCAUCAACAGUGGACGUCUUAACCUGCUGUGGAGCAAGGACCAGCUGCUCACCAUGAAGAAGAAGGAGGCCUUUCUGCAGGAGUUUGAGGAGGGACCCUUGGAUUUCAAACCCACCUACAAGUUCAGCCGAAACUCUGAUGCUUACGACUUGGGCGGCAAGAAGAGGAAGCCGGCCUGGACUGACCGCAUCCUGUGGCGAGUCAAGCCCAAAAACUCUGCAUCAGAAGACGACGACAAUGACAAGACGUCGGCUGCCAUGGACGACAGCCUGGAUGAGUACCCCCUGGUGGUCAACCAGGAUAAAUACACCAGCGACAUGAGCUAUGGAGUUAGCGACCAUAAGCCUGUCAUAGCCAUCUUCAGUCUGGAGCUGAGGAAACACUUUGACACUCCGCUGGUUCACGUGUCCCCUGAGGGCGUCUGGAGCGCUGACCAGGACGCUCUCCUCAACUAUACUGUGCAGCAAGACUUCCUGUCUUCCACGUGGGACUGGAUCGGCCUCUACAAGGUCGGCUUUAAGAGCUCGAGCGAUUACGAGACUUUUGUGUGGGUUCGAGAGGACGAGCUGCCAGAGAUUGACGAAGCCAUUCAGAUCUCCGUGGAUAAGGACGACAUCCCUCUGCUGGGCGGACAGUACGUACUGGGCUACUACAGCACCAACAUGCAGAACAUCAUCGGCCUCAGCGCCAACUUCCAGAUCUUAGAGUCAAAACGUGCCGUCAUGGAGGGUCUCGUGCCGGACAACAUCAGCAGGCUCACCAAAUAAAAAUAAGAAACUCUUGUGUCUUAUUAGCCUCAAACUUGAUCCGAGAUCAAAGCACUGUAACGUCAAGAAGUCUCAUCAUGUGAUUUUCAGACGAAAUCUAAAAAAGCCAAUAAAAAAAUGAAAAGAUAAUGACAAGUCAGUAUAGUCCAGUGGAAAGGCUUGUUCACAUUUAGCUAUCCACGUUAAUUCAGAAGGAUGUAAUAACUGAGAUAGUAAUAUGUUAUUUGGACUUAAUGGUACAUUCUUAGCACGGAAUGAUGGAGAACAGUGAUUGUAUUCUGAAUUAAUUCUCUUCAUAUUACUUUUCAAUAUGAAUCAAAUUAAUUAUGCCUAUUUGUGGACAUGUUUUAGUCAAAUUGUGUGGCUGAUGACAUUCUGACGUUGUAUUUACUUUGUCAAUUUAUGUGACGGUAAAAGUGCUGGAAAUCACUUACACAUGUGCAUAAUUAAAGCAGAAACUGGGCAACUGACUAAUAUGAAAAUUAUGUUUGUUUAUUUUACAUUCCACAUGUUAAUAAAGUCUGGCCUCAUAAGCAAUUGAAGGCAAUUUGGA
Phyllopteryx taeniolatus (common seadragon) is the source of this 2283-nucleotide messenger RNA. RefSeq names its product inositol polyphosphate-5-phosphatase Kb (gene inpp5kb). Lineage: Eukaryota; Metazoa; Chordata; Actinopteri; Syngnathiformes; Syngnathidae. Gene Ontology annotation, cellular component: endoplasmic reticulum; cytoplasm; plasma membrane. The record is from RefSeq and is a predicted model, not a curated record. Gene Ontology annotation, biological process: negative regulation of phosphatidylinositol 3-kinase/protein kinase B signal transduction; negative regulation of glycogen biosynthetic process; phosphatidylinositol dephosphorylation. The coding region runs from base 162 to 1730 and encodes 522 amino acids. Gene Ontology annotation, molecular function: phosphatidylinositol-4,5-bisphosphate 5-phosphatase activity; phosphatidylinositol-3,4,5-trisphosphate 5-phosphatase activity; inositol bisphosphate phosphatase activity. The transcript is spliced from 12 exons.